Molecule: messenger RNA, 802 nt
Organism: Racocetra fulgida
Lineage: Eukaryota; Fungi; Glomeromycota; Glomeromycetes; Diversisporales; Gigasporaceae
Source: the annotation of a GenBank genome assembly
AUGUCAGCGGAUGCAGUACCAUUAAGCGACAUUCCGGAGGAUUUUACAGUUAAUUCUGAAUUUAUAAAUACUGCCAGAUUAACAAUACCUCCCAUUAAAACAAUGGAUCCCGAUUUAUAUUCUAUAUCAUUACCCUCUCAACCUUCAACUCCACAACAACCUUCAACUCCAGGAUCUGUUAGUCCCAAUGAUGAUGAAUUUUACGGUAUAUUUCCUGUUAAACCUUUCAAAGCAUUUUUCCCCAACCUUGAAGUAGUGAAAAAUUUAAAUGAAGAAGGAACUAUGGCUGAAAAAGAUUUGUAUAGCAUUUGGAUUGCCUGGACUGCCGGACUCAAAAGAGAUAUAAGUGAAAAAAAUAUUUCAUUUUUAAAAGAUAUUGAAAGAGAAAAAGAAAUUAUAAAUAUUUUAAAAAGAUUUGGUGUUGAAAAACAAGUUGAAGUAUUGAAAACCAGAAAGAUUUGCAUACGACCAACUGAAGAACAAAGAAAUAUUUUAUUAAAAUUGAUGAACACAUCGAGGUGGACUUACAAUCAAUGUGUGAAAGUUAUUAAGGAUGGAAACUCCAGCGGCUAUUCGUCGAGAAAUUAUAUGGGAAUUUUUCAAGAAUUACAAGACAUGCUUGAAAAAUUUAAGAGAAAUUCAGGAGUUUUCUCAUUUCUUAAAGAUAUCACUACUAGCGAACCUCUUCCAGAGAUCAAACAUGACUUUCAAAUUACGAAUAAUAAACUUGGACAUUGGUAUUUCCUCGUUCAAAUUCCAAUUGAAAAAAGAUCAAAUAAUGGUGCCGUUGCGUUAGAUCCUG